AUGAUAGAUGACGACAUAGAGGAAAACACGACGAAAUGCAUGUGCGCCGAUCUGCAGACGGAGGACUACUCGCCGCUCUACGCCAAGUACAAUCUGGCGCUUAUCAUCAUUGCCUUGCCGCCGCUGUCACUAUUCGGAGUCUGUACGAAUGUCGUCAAUAUCUAUGUGUAUUCUCGAGAGAGCAAAAAAGAGAAUAAGUUUUUUGAUAUGAAGACGGGAAACAUUUUUAGAAUGCGAAACUCGGCCAACACCUACUUGUUAUUUCUCGCUUGCAGCGAUUUCUUGGUGAUAUUGACAGGUCUCUUCAUAUUUUGGAUUGCCGCCAGUGUUUAUGCGGAUAAUCUUCAGCUGUCACUGAAUUCAGACUCGGCGCGAUCGUACAUUCCGGAGCUGGCGAGAGCUCCGUACACUACCGUGUACAUACUGCCGUUCGGCUACAUGGCUCAGACGUGCAGCAUAUACUUCACCGUAGCGGCGGCCUUCGACUGCUACACAAACGUCUGCCUGAAAUCGUUCUCCAAGACCUACUGUACCAUUCGCAGAGCGAAACAAAUUUGUUUCACUGUGAUGGUUGCGUCCAUCGUUUACAAUUCGUUGAGAUUCCCACAGUUCAAUUUGCGCAAGUGCCUUCACGAUACUAGCGGUGACCAAGUCAUCGAAAUCUGUCCGACUUCCUUGUUUUUCACCAUAAAUGUGGCAUACAAUGUGUACUUGUACAUGGUGCUGAUGACUCUUUUGCCGUUUCUCUUUCUUCUUUGCCUUAACACCAUCAUCGUCUGGCGGCAGAGCACUGACACAAGCCGACAAAAUGAAGUAUGCUGUUGCAGUUCCAAAGUGCACUCUGCUCAUGCGUUGCUCCAUCCGCCGCCCAGUAGCUCAAGUGGUGGUGACGAGACGAUCACCAUGAUCAUGGUCGUCAUUCUCUUCCUCGCUUGCAAUACUCUAGCAAACCAAGAAAAUGCCGUUGUCGCGGCUCUGAUUGUUAACUUGAUCGAAACGUUCUUCGAUCCGGACCCGCUACUUCUCAAUCUGCUUUCGGAUGCGAGCAAUUUUCUGGUCGUCCUCAACUCUUCUGUGAACUGUGUUAUCUACUUUGUCUUCAACAACAUAUAUCGUGAAAUCUUCAUGUUAGUUGAUUGA
Messenger RNA from Angiostrongylus costaricensis, 1140 nucleotides. NCBI's taxonomy places the organism in Eukaryota, Metazoa, Nematoda, Chromadorea, Rhabditida, Metastrongylidae. The record is from the annotation of a GenBank genome assembly.